Molecule: messenger RNA, 1835 nt
Organism: Aaosphaeria arxii CBS 175.79
Lineage: Eukaryota; Fungi; Ascomycota; Dothideomycetes; Pleosporales
Exons: 8
Coding region: 47-1369 (440 amino acids)
Biological process (GO): nucleotide-excision repair, DNA gap filling; DNA synthesis involved in UV-damage excision repair; DNA replication
Cellular component (GO): nucleus; delta DNA polymerase complex
Molecular function (GO): DNA-directed DNA polymerase activity
Source: RefSeq, a predicted model, not a curated record
CAUCCUCACUGCGAAUUGUACCAGAACUCAACGAAUUGCCUUCAGUAUGGCCGACAAGUACAAGGAGUACCUUGCGACUCGAAUAUUCACGGAGAACCAAGUGGUCACUUACCGUCUCCUCAGUCGCGCAGUAGGCGUAAAUGUGAACACUGCAAAGUGUAUGCUCUUCGAGUUUUACGAUAAGCAGAACGCAAAAAAACCCAACGCCGUGCACGCAACGUUUAUCCUCGUAGGCCAGAAGAAAAGCUUCGAACAUACAAAUGGCUCCAAUGGCUCUGGACACCGAAAAGAUGAAGACAUACGCAUGAGGAGUUCUCCUCCGCUGAGCUCAAUGCCUGAACCAGAUGCUGAACCAGAAGAGGAAAUCAGGCCUACCAAAAGCAUCGUCCUGGUCCGCGAAGAAGAGCUGGAGGAUACAAAGGCAAAGUUUGACAAGAUCGAGUCGCAACAUAUAUAUAGUUUGCAGCCUGGCCCGAUUGAGAACCUCAACCUACUUUCGGCAUGCAAUCAUGAAAUUGCAACCUCAUAUUCUACGGACGAUCCCCUCGAACGAUGGAAAAAGUAUGGGUCAAUUCACAAUCCCUUUAUCAAGAAACGUACAGCGAAGCAUGCUCCUGUCGCUACCUCGAUAGCAGCGAAAGCAACCACGACUGCGGUGAAAUCAGAUGUAUUAGGGCUUGGACGUAACACUUCGAAAGAUACUCCAGUGCGAAAAGGGACUUCAGAGGGCAACACAUCUGGUCGAUCGACGCCGCAACCGGCCGCAGCAGCCAGUACUACGAAGAAGACAGGAGCCAAACCCGCCCUUCAAAAACAGAGUUCAGAUAUCUUCAAGUCAUUUGCCAAGGCAAAGCCAAAGGCGAAGGAGCCGGCACCUGCUCCUGUAGAGGAUGAACCCAUGCAAGGCAUGUCAGAAGACGAGGGCGAAGAUGAAGAGAAAAUCGAGAUCGAUCACGAAAAGGAAGCAGCAGCCCGCAAAGUUCGAGCAGAACGAGAAGAGGCACUACGGAAGAUGAUGGAAGAGUCUGAAGAUGAUGAAAUGCCAGAUGCUCCUAUAGAAGAGCCAGAGGCAAUGGAAACGCAACCUGAAGAGCCUGUUGACGAGACGCCCGCCGGCACCGAAGCAGCAGUGACAACAGAAGGAGGUCGACGACGCGGAAGAAGGAGAGUGCUGAAGAAAAAGAAGGUCAAGGACGAUGAUGGUUACCUUGUUACCAAGGAAGAGGCGGUGUGGGAGUCAUUCUCAGAAGAUGAGCCAGCACCAAAGAAACCCAAACCAGCACCGAAACCCUCCACGGCGAAGGGCAAGAACGUGAAGGUAGGCAAAGGCGGACAAGGCAGCAUCGCCAGCUUCUUCAAGAAAGCAUAGGGUCCAAGGGAGUCAUGAAGCCACGGCCUGGAUAAUCGCUUUACUCCUUACAGGGACACCAUCUGGGAGAACAAUAUAUGCAUUUCCCAAAACCAGUCGAGCGUAUCAAAGAUGCUUAGAACUAUGGGCGGAUCUCCAUAGGCGAUGUCUUUGAAGCAGUCGUCGAGACUCGAACGCGAAGAUCCGGCCUCCAUUCAACACCAUUCACCAAACAAAAGCAUCACGACGACAUAGACACAACCUCUAAGCUGACUCUAUCAGCCCCUGUGAUGGAAAGCCUUAGCCAGUCAUGGCAAUACACGAGUGCAUAUCAAUGCCAUCGUGGAAUGAGAAUUGGCGAUCUGUAUUUCCUUUAGGGUCACGAGGACCAACCUGUACAUACCUACAUGCCUACAUCGAGCCUGAGCAUAAUCAACCAUUUCCAAUACCUAGACCUAGAAACAUGAACACUUCAAGCAUAUUCCAU